AUGGUUGUUCUGGCUGCAUUCUGUCUGCUUACUGUUGCCGGAAAUUGCCUUGUUGUUAUUGCGGUUUGCACGAAAAAAUAUCUACGCAACCCGACUGGGUAUUUGAUUAUUUCGCUCGCCAUUGCUGAUUUAAUCGUCGGAUUAGUGGUAAUGCCGUUGAAUUCGCUGUUUGAAAUGGCGAAUCACGAAUGGAUUUUGGGCUUAACGAUGUGUGAUUUAUUUCACGCGUUGGACAUACUUGCAUCAACAAGUUCCAUUUGGAAUUUAUGCGUUAUAAGUCUGGAUCGAUAUAUGGCGGGACAAGAUCCUAUUGGCUAUCGUGACAAAGUCUCGAAGCGACGCAUUUUGAUUGCGAUUUGUUGCGUAUGGAUGGUUUCUGCCUGCUUGUCUUUUCCUGCCAUUAUUUGGUGGCGAACGACUUCACCUCACUUAUACGAAAUCAAGGAGAAGUGCCUCUUCACAGACAGCGCUAUGUACGUCAGCUUUUCGUCGUUGGUUUCAUUCUAUAUUCCUCUGUGUCUAAUCCUCUUCGCCUAUGGUAAAGUGUUUAUUAUCGCCACACGACAUUCUCGUGGUAUGCGAACGGGAAUCAAAAAGGUAGUGAGAUACAAAAAUGGUCGUAAAAAGCAUACAAGUGCCGAAAGCAUUCCGUCCGACGAGAAUGAGCCGACAUUACGAAUUCACAUUGGUCGAGGGCGAAAAAUGAGCCGGAGCUUUCAACAAGCAGAUUGUAGUGACGCGACACGGUUUUUGCUCAAAAAGGUAAUGUCAUCCAAAAGCUUGAACGAGCGCGAUGAUCGACCACACGUUAGUGGGCGUGUAGCACUGCUUCGGCACAAGUCCAGCAGCGGCAAGAAGAAAACGAAUUACGUGUUUCGGGUUCGAGCGGCCGAAGUUCCUACAAUCCGCCCAAGUGCAUUGAGUGCUACUAGAACGUGCUUACAGAUCCAGCGAGAGGAGCCGAGUGAUGUGUCGACAUCCAGUUCACCACUGGUAACCAGACGAAGGCUGAACGUUAGAGAGAAAUCACGGCGGAUGGUGAAAUACGUUCAUGAACAACGAGCUGCACGGACACUCUCUAUCGUUGUCGGAGCUUUCAUUCUUUGUUGGACGCCGUUCUUCGUCUUUUCACCACUAGCAGUCUUUUGCAACACCUGCUUUGUGGACAAGGAGACGAUCUUCACGAUAGUGACUUGGGCUGGUCAUCUGAAUUCGAUGCUGAAUCCAUUCAUUUAUUCACGAUUCUCACGUGAUUUUCGACGCGCUUUCAAGCAGAUUCUUACGUGUCAACGUGAACAGAAAGCGAAGACGGCGUUUAAAACGCCUUUGUCACUUGUGUUCACCCAACUUAUCUCAGUAACUCAAAUGUGGGAUCAAACACAAAGCACCUCCAUCGAUUGA
Messenger RNA from Angiostrongylus costaricensis, 1401 nucleotides. The record is from the annotation of a GenBank genome assembly. NCBI's taxonomy places the organism in Eukaryota, Metazoa, Nematoda, Chromadorea, Rhabditida, Metastrongylidae.